Messenger RNA from Rhagoletis pomonella (apple maggot), 3512 nucleotides. Its product is annotated as probable basic-leucine zipper transcription factor E. Lineage: Eukaryota; Metazoa; Arthropoda; Insecta; Diptera; Tephritidae. Bases 2346 to 3512 code for a protein of 388 amino acids. The record is from RefSeq and is a predicted model, not a curated record. The transcript has 2 exons.
AUGUUUUUUUUGUAAAAAGAAAGGCAACUUAACGUGUUCUAUGUGCUAUGCCUAAUAUUUACCAAUUAAUCCUAGGCUUCGUCGUUUUGUGUGUAAAUGUCACACAAAACAGAAUGAAUAAGAAAAAUUACCCAAUGGGAAAUUAUAAAAGCUUUUAAUGAAGGGGGUUGCCAGAGCGUGAGUCGAGGUAUGGUGAAUAAAGUAUCUCGCCGGGAAAGGGAUAGAAGUAGGGUGAGCGCAAUUGUGAUUGGCUAAAGAAAACAAUGAAGACUAUGCGGUAAAAACGGUGUUUUGGAUGCUGUUGAAAACUGCCUAUAUAAAGGGGUUAGCGGUAGGCCAGAAGUUAGAACUGCCUCGUGUUAUUGAAAUCGACAUCCAGUGCGGGAAAAUGUGAAAAGGUGCGGCGUACAAAAAAAAAUACCGCGGAGUGUCCUGUUUUUUUGUAGUUUCUAAAAAUCCUAAGUAAGGAGAGGAAACUAAGUGUAAGUGCGCCAGAAAGGUCCGAAAAUAAACGCGCCAACACAAGAGGACUCAAUUCCGGAAGUUAAGGACCCUCCUAAAGUGGAAGAAAGGCUACUUGGCCGGACUUGGAAGGCCACGGAGUGGUUGUAGGAGUAGAGCACCCACGGGCUAGAGGCAGUGGAACAGGCAGGAAGUCCCCCGGCGAGAUUGUGCCAGGAGUUUAAAUUUGUACGUCCGUACGUGGAUGCAGAAGGGUGCGGCACAACUCGCUGGUGAGUGGUAGAUUUUUAAGAUAUGCGAAAUUUUUUAUCUUUUACGAAUGUGUUGAGAGGGAAUGCCCCAUAUCGCCAUAGCGUCAGGAAAUUUUAUUGGUGUCACCCGUUGAGUCGGUCAGCAUGUGCCACAACCACUAUGUUAAUUAACAUUGUGUGAAGCUUUUGACCAUAAACUGCAGCAGGGAAAUGAGCUCGAGGAAAUCCAGGGGCGGAGUCAAGGCAAUAGCUUUAAGAUAUUAAUAUUCUUUUUAACACAUUUUCUGUUUCCAAAUUAUUCACUAUUAAUUCGGGUGUAAUUUUUGUCGGUGUCCCGUCAAACCAGGAAAACGCCAAACCAACGAUACCAAUUUUAAAGAAUUUUUUUUUGGAGCUGAGAAGAUCCGGCUCCCGGAAAACCAUAAAUAUAUAUCUGCUUAAGAGAGCUCUUUUAGGUAGGCUGUUAGAGUUUCCUGUGGAUGUUGCAGCGCCAUAGUUGCGCUUUCAUGUUUGGUUUUUUUUUGUGCGAUAGGAAAUACCAGUCGAGAUUCGUGUAGUAUGUAAGUAUUUUCGUAUAAUAUAAACUGUGUAGUUUUUGAAAUGUUAUGUAAUAAAUAUUGUGUUAUAAUUUGAAACUGAUAAAAGGAGCCCUAAAUGACUGGCUAAAUUGAUAUAGGAGGGAGGGGAAGAUGACCAAGGGUAGAAAUUGAAUGAAGUGAUUGGAGUAAUACCAAAAAGGGGAACCGCCGGAAGUGAACAACCGGAAAGAGCGGUCCAAGGAUGGGUGGGCUUCCUGUGAGACGAUAUGUGCAGAUGACGAUUGGAACAUCCGCCUCGCCUCAAUGUGGCCAAGGGUUGAGAACCGCGCCAAUAACAUAUGCUGAGCUAGCAUGGGUAACCACAUUGAUGGCAGAAAAAAUGGCGGAUAUGCAGGUACGUGUACGUGACAAUAUUAAAUAUGGCGCCCAAACUAAAACAUAGGGAUGACAUCAGCGCCGCGGUUUGAAAUUGGCGCCCGCGAAUGAGCCAGAAAAGUAGAUGUUCUGAGCAAAAAAUCAGGACAGGAAUAAUAGAAACCAGAUGAAAUAAACAUACAGCUCAUUUAUUUAUAAAUGUAUUUCAACCCAACAACAAAAAAAAAAAAAAAAAAAGGAAAUUAUUAGUUAGUAUACGACAUACAAUCCGUUCAUCCAACCAAACGGGUCUGGCUAUAUGUGACCUCCUACCAAAACAGUGACUUGUUUAGGUGGAGCCCACACAAAUUCAAUGGCAUCUGCAUAGGAACGGGGGAGCAGGUGGUCAGACACCGACCAUACCCCACCGAUGGCAUAGUCGGAUAGAAGAAGUCCAGGCUAGAAGCAUCGCCUUAAUGGCUUUUUUUUGCAAGUCAGAGAAGUGUACGUUACAAAGUUUAGUUUGACAGUAGAUUCAGUUGGCCUAUACUUAUAUAUAAUUUUUUUUUCUUCUUCAAGUCCGAAUCGCUUAAAGCAAUAAGUGCUUGGAAUGCAAAGAGACGUUGUGACCGCAAAUGUCCAAACAAUUGUGUAGCAUAACGCGAUAGAUCUUCAAAAGAAAUAAAUAAAUAAUCCACCGACAUUUUUAGUUACAGAAAGAGCAUACGCUCCCACAGGAAUGAUAAGGUCUGCUCCAAUCACGACUAUAAAUUCAAAAAAAAAAAAAAAUAAUAAUAAUAAUAAUAAUAAUAAUUUGAAACCCCGAAGUCAUCUGAACCUCCCGCAUGUAGAUCAGACGGGUUUAAAGAACAAAAAGAGUAAAUUGAGGGCUAUAGGUAAAGAUAUCACGCGGAUGAAAGGUGUGUCCAUACCAUACAAGACGCGCUCUAAAACUAGAAACGCUGCUAUGCAUUCAGCGAAUGUGCCAAACCCUAAAGCGCCAUGCGCAAACGACCCAGCGUUUAUAGAUCUCUCGGAUCGAAUUGGGGGCGGUAAUGUUGGGGCAAGUGGUGGAGAUAUCAGGCAGGGAGACUCCAAUAAUUUACCAGGGAAUCAAGAUCGCAUUACAGGGGCGGUCCCAAAACAACAUAAAGAGUUGCAAAUAACCCACUCAGUGGGAGUGCCAACACCCACCUUGACCUUUCCCCAUCCUCCGUCCACUAACAAUAGCGACGCCAACCUGGUGUCCUCAAACAGUUUAACCAACGCGAGAGAUUUUCGCAACGAGUUAGCGCCGGUUUUAAAGGAAAUGGUGGCUGAGGUAAAAAACACUCUCUUAAAAGAGAUGCGCGAUAGCUUGCCCGGUUUGAGCAGAACGACAGGUGCAGAAAUGGAAUCGUCAUGGUUCGGUAAUAGAUCGCGAAAUCGGAACAACAAAAGAGCAAGACACAACUCCAGUAUCGAUUCAUUUAAUUCCGGACGCUCAGGAGAACUACAUAGAAACAACAAUAUUAAUCAAAACCAUACAAACAGAAAUAAUUACGGUGCAAUGUCCCAUUCGGCUGCGUAUGCAUGCGCCUUCGCGGAGCCACCACCACCUCGCCAACCGCCAAUAGCAGGUGCAGGGAUUCCAGCAGCUGUCUCCGAAGUCGCUCGUCCGGCAUCUGGAAGAGAAAAAAACAAGGAAAUUAGUAAAUCGGAAAUCAAUAUCGAAAAAUGGGGCAUAAAUUAUCAGGGUCAUCGCGAUUCUAUGUCUAUCGAGGAUUUUUUGUUCCGUUUAGAGUACUUAAAAGAGCAAUACGUGUGUUCGUGGGGCGAGAUAUUACGCGAUUUCCAUCGGCUAUUGGGCGGAGAGGCGCGUGAGUGGUACUGGCUGUAUAUCCGUUCCCACGGUAAGGUCGACUAG